AUGUCCUUCAACAACCAUUUGGCGUUUAAUAUAUCAAAAGCCACACCAACCACUUCAACAACUAAUACGAAUACUACGUCAACGCCGUUAUCAUCGCCACCACUCAAGUCCACUUCAACCAAUGAGAUCUCGGCGGCUCCUAGCAACCGAGGCGAUCAGAAUAUUCCACUAAUCCACAACAUUCUCUCGAAACAAUCGAAUGAUUCGUCUCCCAAAAUUGCUGGUGUUAGCACAACCACUGGCUUGAGUGGUGUCACCCCCACUGCGGUGAGUCUGUCUGAUCUGAAAGAUAAACAUGACCUCCUUGAUCUUCUUGGCAAGUACGAUGUUGAACAUCGAGACUCGCUCAUUUCAGACAUCAAUGAUGAUGUAGACCUGUUGGAGGAGAAAAUGAAGCAAUUUGAGGUCAACAAGAAGGACGAUGACGAUGGUGGUCAUCCACAAAACAGUGAUAUCAUUCUGCUUGAUGAAUCUCCUUCUGAGAAGGUCCAAUACUCUGGCAAGCAGACGGAAACUACUGACAAUUCAAUCACGAAGACGGCGGAACCAUUAGCUGGCUCCAGUGCCGACGAUAAUCGUUCGCCAGACAUAUCCUCCAUGACCGUGCAACCUUAUAUCAUUCCUGAUGAUUCCAUGUCAGCUCAACCUUAUUUUAUUGCUGAUGAACCUGUGAUCCAGAUCAAUGAUGUUCCUGCUACAACUGAUAAGACGAACACAGGGGACAUUCAAGGUUUCGAUCAGGAUGGAGACCUUCUCAACAUGAAUUCUAUUCACCCAGCUGAAGAGCUCCAGGGCGUCGCAUCGAUGACCCCGCAACCCACGCAACCUCCGGCUGUUCGUCCAAAGCUGCACAGAAAGGACUCUAUUGCUAGAGCUAGUGAAACCGUGAAUCCUCGUGAAAGAUACCAGCAAUCACAUAAACCUUUCGAUUUCCAGAUAUUCCUCAACCACUUGAAAAAGAAAAGUGCAGAUCCAAUUGUGAGAUAUACACGGUCGUUUUUGGUUUCCUUCUCCAAACGUGCCAACUCCAUGACUGGAGAACAAAUGAUUUUGGCAAACCGUCAGUUCAAGGAAUUCCUCAAUGAAAAGUUUAAAGAUUAUGAGCCUUUUGCUUCAAUGGAUGAUGUGGACUUGGAGAAUUCUGGAGAGGGUGUGGAGAAAUUGAUCAUGAACAGAUUGUACGAUUACUGUUUCUCUCCUGAGGCUAUCAAGAAAUUUGGCUCCAAUUCGUCGACAGUAGUCUUUGAAGAUCUCAAAGAAGACCAGGAGUUUAUAUUGAGUGUCGAAAAGUUCAGCUGGAUCCUGGGAGUUCACUUGGAUGUCGACCUUGACGAUAUAGCGAGACGCAAGCAUGAAACAUCUAAAGAAAGUAUGAAUUACUUGGAUUAUGCAACUGAGCAGAUCAACAAGAUGAAUACCUACCGUGCUCCAAGAGAUAAGAUCAUUUGUAUAUUGAACUCAUGCAAAAUCAUCUUCAACAUGUUGAAAGUCAGCAAUCAGGAGACCAAUGCUGAUGCUUUUAUGCCAUUGCUAAUACUUUUGAUCAUAAAGGCCAAAACGCCAAACUUGAUGAGUAAUUUGCAUUACAUUGAGCGGUACCGUGGAGAGGAGUGGCUUAAUCAUGGUGAAACGAGCUAUUAUCUUUCUUCUAUUCAGGGUGCCAUUAGCUUCGUUCGCAAUAUCAAAAAGGAAGACUUGACAAUUGGAGAUGACGAAUGGAAUGCCAAUAUGGAAGCCUGGGAGGCAGAAUUGAGACAGCGACCACCCGUUGUCAAUCCCAUUCCCAUCCGAGGAACACUUAAGCAACAGGAAACAACGAGGCCGAUGUCUUCGUCAGAGGUUAUCUUUGCAAGUGCAGAAAUGUUCACCAAAUCUAUCUCAAACUUCAUAUCUCCGUCUCCUCAAGAGCGUUCGCCUCCUCCACCUCCGCCUCAGUCAUCAACAUCCGGAGGAGAUACUCAACCAAGCGAAGAAGAAAUUGACCUGGUGUUUGGUCAAUUGAUAGAAGUUUUUCCAACUCUUGACAAAGCGAUUUUGAGAGACAUUAUUAUAAUGAAUGGGGCUAAUAUUGACCAGUCUUUAGAUAUCUGUCUCACAUUGGUGAGUGAGAGCUAA
Sungouiella intermedia is the source of this 2115-nucleotide messenger RNA. Lineage: Eukaryota; Fungi; Ascomycota; Pichiomycetes; Serinales; Metschnikowiaceae. The record is from the annotation of a GenBank genome assembly.